GACUCACUAAGUUUUUUAUUAAUGAUAGUUGAAAGAUUUUCAUCAUCCGAUAUUUUGUCGAGAUGUAUUACUUUUCUUUCAUGCAUUACAAGAAUAGACAGUAUGAAAUAAAACUGAUUUACUUCAGUAUACUUUUAAUGCUCGUUAAAUGAUAUUCACCAAAAAAAAAAAAAGUCAAUCGAAAUGAUCAUUGCUGAGAAAGCAACUUGCAAUAACUCAUAUGAAUUGAAAUUAGAAUGUAAAAUGAUUUGUAUAAAAUUUCCAUUAAACAUCGAACGAAAGUUACAGUCACUCCUUUUAUUUAACGUUAUUAUAGAUAAUAAUAAUUAUAAUCAAAUCUUAGUAAAAAAUAAUUCCUUUUUACGAAUAUUAAUUUUUAUUUUUAGAUGUUCCAUUAGCAGCAAUGCAAUAUGAUUUUGUUCGACCUGUUCAUUAUGAAAAAAUUGAAUUUGCUAAAGGUUCAACAUCAGUUAAUGCUAAAAAUUUAAAACGUCAAAUGAUUGAAGAAUUUACACA
Molecule: messenger RNA, 516 nt
Organism: Rotaria sp. Silwood2
Lineage: Eukaryota; Metazoa; Rotifera; Eurotatoria; Philodinida; Philodinidae
Source: the annotation of a GenBank genome assembly